Molecule: messenger RNA, 1308 nt
Organism: Medioppia subpectinata
Lineage: Eukaryota; Metazoa; Arthropoda; Arachnida; Sarcoptiformes; Oppiidae
Source: the annotation of a GenBank genome assembly
AUGGCAAAUAAAACAGCACUAAAAGUGUUAUUCGUGCCGAUCCUCGGCGAGGGUCACGUCAAUCCCUGUAUCGGUAUUGCGACCCAAUUGAUAGCCGACGGACACCGCGCGGUGUUUACGGCGAACGAUGUCUGGCGACCAAAACUGGCCGCUUAUGGCGUCGAAACGGUAGAGUUGACCGAUAGUAAUGAGGAUCCGGCCAAUGAUACGGACAGCUGCGCACAAUUCAUGAUAGAUUCGGGUAAAAUAGGCGGCGCGUCGGCCAUAGAGAAGGGCCGACUCGAGGCAUUCGGCGCCGAGUUUUGGACAAAACACGCCCAGUAUUUGGACACACAGUUGGCCGGUCUGUUGCCCGCCAUUCGGCCCGAUGUCAUAGUUGUGGAUCAAUUGGUGACACUGCCAUCAGUGGAGUUGUUGGGCAUACCGUGUGUGUGGUGUUGGAGUGUCGGCCCUCUCGUGAUGGUCGACGAUGAGAGGGCACCACCCGGUGAAUCAGGACUGUCCGCUACGGGAGACCCGAGACUGUGGCACGAGUUUCGCCAAUUGGUUAGAGACGUGAAGCGCGAGAAGUGGCGGGCGUUUAACGAUUGGGUGGUCGGCCGGGGCUGCGAACCACUGCCCGAACACUGCUUUCACAACCCAUCGCAUUAUCUUCAUAUAUACGGCUAUCCCUUGGAAUUGGACUAUCAGGACAUCCGUCCGUUGGGACGCAAUUAUGUCCGCUUCGAUAACUUUAUGCGCACCGAACGGCACAUGACAUUCGCUGUGCCGCCAGAGUUGGACGCAAAGCCCGGAAAGUUGGUCUACUUCUCGUUCGGCUCUCUCUGUCCGGUCGACGUGCAAAACAUGCGUCGAUUGGUCGCCAUUUUGGCCAAAUCUCCGCACCGUUUCAUCGUAUCGAUGGGUCCGAAGCAUAAGGAGUACACUCUGGCCAACAAUAUGUGGGGCGCGGAGUCUGUGCCGCAGUUAUCAGUCCUACCGCUCGUAGAUCUGGUCAUAACUCACGGCGGCAUAAAUACGGUGACCGAAAGCCUUUACUUCGGCCGACCGAUGAUAGCUAUGCCUGGAUUUGGCGAACAAUACGAUAACGCGCAGAGACUGCACGACAAGGGCUUUGGUCUACGACUGGACGCAUACAAGUGUUCGGAGGAGGAGCUGUUGGCCGCGAUUGAGACUCUGCUCAGCGAUAAGGCAUUGGCUGAACGCUUGGCCGAAGUCUCCCGAAAAAUACAAAUCGAUAAUAGUUUGGCAAAAGUUUCACAACUUAUUAAGAAUUUUGUUCAAAAUCGCAGCAAAUAUGUUGAUUAA